AUGAGUCCCAACCAAUCCGGUUUACACUUCUUGCUUGUCUUGCCUAUUUCGACCCCAGAUUAUCUUCUCUUAAAGUCCAAACACAAUGCCAGUCUCACCUUCCACGACCCUACGGAUUACAAUGCCUACUACUUCCCUGACCGCGACGUGAAGAGCGCGAAGGUUGGAGCUGCUGCAGAUGCCGGAAUUGAACAAUUGAAGUCUCAGCCCCAACUCCAAGACACGAAUGGGGAUAGUGCAGAUGCAACCGUGUUGAGUGAAUCAUCUCGCGCCGGCAAUCCGGCCGCGGCUGAGCCAGGUGGCAAUCAGCCUCGGCAUCUGGAUGUACUGAAGCCUGGCAGAUAUAAUAUUCCCGGCUUUGAAGGCGAUGGGACGAUGUCUGGCAAGCCACAGAAUACCAGCAGCAUGACGCCCGCAGAACAACUGGCCUACUAUCGACCGGAUCAGGGACAAUGGGUGUCGACGCCGCAGAAGGGACACCUUGGGACCGAUACAAAUACGCAAAUAAAGGAUGAUGCUGACGUCGAUGCGGACGACGACUUGCAUAAAGCUCUGAACAUGGAUCCGGCUACAUCUCGGCGGGCGGGACUCGGUGCUAAAGCGCGGGAGCUAGAUGUAGAUGAAGAUGCAGAGGGUGAGGAUGAGUUUGAAGGAGGGUACACGAUUACAGGAGUGGAGGAUGAGGGGGAGCAGCUGAAUUCCUGA
This is a messenger RNA of Aspergillus nidulans FGSC A4, 705 nucleotides long. RefSeq lists its product as uncharacterized. The record is from RefSeq and is a predicted model, not a curated record. The coding region runs from base 1 to 705 and encodes 234 amino acids. NCBI's taxonomy places the organism in Eukaryota, Fungi, Ascomycota, Eurotiomycetes, Eurotiales, Aspergillaceae. The transcript is spliced from 3 exons.